This is a messenger RNA of Dovyalis caffra, 1860 nucleotides long. Lineage: Eukaryota; Viridiplantae; Streptophyta; Magnoliopsida; Malpighiales; Salicaceae. The record is from the annotation of a GenBank genome assembly.
AUGGCGGGUACGCCCCGCGCCACCUUCACCUUCCUCUCAACCUCCACGAUUCUAAUCCCACUCGCCACACCUCACAGAUUUCGCCUAAAACCACUUCUUGCUUCCACUACUUCCACUCCAUUCCCACCAAAACACAUAAAGAGAAAAAACCACUUGCGUCUCAAAAUCCUCAAAACCCUAACUAAACCCUUGAUUACCGCACCCCUACCCCUAAUAGAAAGAACCCCACUCCAGAACGACACCGUUUACGACACCCCUUUAAAGGAAGUUCUAUCAAACGAAGAAUUAGACGCUGAUAAAGUUGAAGAAUUUCAAGUCUCAGAGACUGUUAGCACAGCAGGAGAAUACAGUGGCAACGCUGGUAAAUUCUCUGUGAAGUCUGUCUUGAAAUUUAGUGGUUAUUUUAUUGGGGUUUUGUUGUUUCAAACAAUUUGUGUUGUUUGGUUAUUUGGAAAUACUGAUUCUGAUGGAAAAGAAAGGAAAUUUAAUAAUUUGGACAAGAAAGGGAAUGUUUUGUUGGAUGUUAAUGGAAAUGAUGUUUAUGCUAAUGAGAGUGAAUUGGAAGAGAAAAUCAAUGAAAUUAAGGUAAUGGCGAGGGAAGUGAGAGAGAGGGAGAGGAGGGAGUUAAUUGAGGGUAAUAAAGGGAGUGAGCUUGAGAAGGAGAUUGAUGUGAUUAAGUUGGAGAAGAGGUUGAAUUCGAAGAGAGAGAAGUUACCAGAUUCCAUUAUGGAGUAUUUGGGGUUGUUUGGGGAUGGGUUUGGUGAGGAUGGUUUGGAUUUGAAAGAGGAAAAUAAGACUUUAAUGUUUAAAAAGAAGUUUAGGUUUAAGAGUCCAUCAAUGGAUGUGAGGAGUACUCCAAAGGGCUUUUCGGAUUUGAAGGAUAAAAGUGUUUCUAGUAGAAGUGGCAGUGAUCCAAAUGGUGUGUUUAGAAAAAAUGAUGUGGGGUCUGUGAAAAAGGAUAGUGGAAGGAAAGAUGGGAAUGUGCAGUUGAAUUCGGUGCAAAAUAAGGGGAACAAGUUGGAGAAAGAAAGGGUGAAUUUGCUAAAGGAAAUGGGAUCUGGUGCUGUCCAGGAGACCAGGAAAGGAAGGUCUUCAAAUGAAGUUCCAAAGGCAGGAAAAUCAAGAGUUUUGGAGACCCUGAAUUCUGAAAGCUUGACCAAAGAAGACCAGGGAACUACCAUAAAGUUUGACAGACCUGCUGCAUUGAGUAGAAAUGGCGGCAGAGGUCCUGGAAAGAGACAAGUGGCUAAUAAAGUUGGGGAUAAACAAUCAGACGUGCAGAAAGAUUUGUGGUGGUUGAAUCUUCCGUAUGUUCUAGCUAUACUUAUGCGUAGAGGCUCAGAACAUGAAGAAUCUGGUGGACUUUAUUCUCUAAGAGUGGCUUCUCAGGAAGAUGAGCACAGGGACUUUUCUUACACUGUUGCUUUUGAGGACCGUGCCGAUGCCAAUAAUUUCUGUUAUUUACUCGAGUCCUUCUUUGAAGGUUUAGGUGACUUCAGUGCUGACAUUGUUCCACUGCAAGUAAAAGAACUUCACGAGGCAGUGAAGUCACAUUCCAAGAAAGUAAUUGUUGUGAAGAAAGGCCAGCUUAAGCUCUAUGUUGGACAACCAUUUUCUGAGGUGGAAAUCGCUUUUGGAAGCAACUUUCGAUCUGCGAACACAAUUCAUAUGAGAAGUUCCCUUUCGGAGUUUAUGACUUUGCAUGCUUAUGAAAAGUUACUGGUUGGACUUGAGGACUUUGGACGCUACUGGUCCUCUAAAUCUCUGGAUGCACUCUUACCACGAAAUUACACUGGCAAUUCAAACCAGAAAUUUCCAGCCUGGAAUGACUUCGUUCUUGUGGGCACUAAAUCAGUGUAG